AUGUCAGGGCAGUUAGCUCAAUGGAAGAGCUCUCCAGACCGAAUCAUUCAAAUGACUUCAACAGGAGCACCUCAUUCUUCCUCAGCAGAUGACGACAUGAAUGAAACAAACGUUCCCGUUGAUACGUUAGAAAUUCAGGCUAAUACCACAAACAUCGUCGAGGGAAGCCCACAGUCGAAUCCAAAUCCUGUCAAAUUUAUGAACACCAGCGACAUAUUCCAGAAACCAUUAAGAUUACUCGAUGAGAGUCCGCAAUAUCAUGAGAGUCCACAACAAGAUGAAGAGUUGAAUAUUGAAGUAGGAGAUAAUGAUCGACCGAAUAUUGACAUAUUUCACAACGAAAGAACUCCCGAUCUUGACCGAAUUGCUAACUUUUUUAAGAAUAAUCGGACUCCUGGUAAAGAAAACCUUUUGACCAAAUACCAAAGCUCUGAUCUAGAAGAGACACCUUUGAUAUCAAGAAAAAAUUUGACUUUCCAGAAUCCAGCUAAUCUAUCAGAAUGUCAAACCUUCAAAAGUCCAAGGUCAACUACCGAGGUUUGUUUUCGUAGAGAACAGAAUGAAGAAGAGGAUAAUACAUCGUUAGAAGUUACCGAGGCCGAUGCUACUUUUGUUCAGAUGGCUGAAAUUUCUGCUAAUAGUGAUGACUAUCCACAUGAAGAAAUUGUUACCCACAAAAAUGUGAAGGAUGUGCUAAGUGGAAGCGGAGGAGCAGAAGACAGAGUAGUUCAAAAAACAGAAAUUAUGACAUCAGCAGGAUUUUCUAAUUUAAUAAGUUCUUAUAAAAAGAACGGAGUUUCUGAGGAUGGCUGGACCACAAGAAAUGUAAAGGAUAUUUUCAACAAUAGUGAAGAUGAAUCAAAUGAAGAGACCGCAAUGAGAAGCAAAACAGGGAACUACCCAACGAAUAAUUUAAGAAAACUUGAAAACCGAAUAGUACAAAGCAAUGAAUCAGAAGACAUUAAUGAAAUGAACAAGCAUCUCAACAUUUUAAGUCGAGAAAACGAUGUGGAUGACUCAUGCAUCAAUAUUCGAACAAGCGAUGCAUCUGGCACGCCUUCACACAACAACAUAGAGGAAGAAAUUCCCUCUAUUGAUAGUCUAAGCAAUGAGACACCAUCCAAGAGGUGGGUAUUCAGAUAUUCGAAAGAAAAAAUGGAAAACAAUAGUAGUAGAUCGACCCAAAUAGUCAAUAAUCCAAGAACACAAGAAAUGCCUUCGGAUAGUCCCUCGAUUGAUACACAACCUUUACCAAAAAGUUACAACAUUGUGGCGAAUAACGAAUUAGAGACGCAGAUAAUCGUUUCAUCACUUUCACAAGGUAUAUCUGCCCAGAAAGGGCCUGAAUUUCAAUCUACUGGUCAAACAGAAGAAAUCAAAACCCAAAUAAUCAAUUCUCCUGAGCACAAUACUCUGGAUGCGACCUUGGAAACCCCUCUCAAUGUUUCUCGAAUCAAUUUUGAGCCUAUUUUAGAAGUUCCUGAGACUAGCUCACCAUCUAAGAAUACAAUCUUAAGGCCCUCGAACUCUUCACCCAUACUGAAGGGAAAAAAUGCAUUUAAUGUGGAUGAUAAAGAUGUAGGGGUAGAACAUACCUUCUCGAACAUUAUGCAACAUUCUUCAAAUGCAGGUAUUGGAGAUGAUGUUAGCAUAGCCUGUUCAUCAGAUUUUAACGAACAAAAGGAAAUAACGGAUAGAAUAUAUCUGCAACUCUCAGGGAAACAGAAAUCUGAUUUAGAAAGCGAUGAAACAGAAUGCAUUUCCCAAAACAAACUUGACACAAAAAGAGAAGGUACUAUUAUGAGCGAGGUUGAACUAACCCAAGAGCUACCUGAAGUCGAGGAGCAACAUGAGCUCGAUACUUCUCAAAAAAAAUUGGUAAACGAGGAUGCAACUUUGAUAGAGAGAAAAAAAGACAAGGAAGAUUCACUUAAAGUUCACCCUGAUAACGCGGAAUACAGUCCAAAUGAACAAGACAACACAGAGUUUCGGGAUGAACCUUUGACCAAACAUGAAGAAAAAAGUAAAAAUCUAAAUGUUCAGAUAAAUCUUAAACAAUUGUUCUCAAAUGAGUCGCAGGAGAUUAUUCAAAAUCGUAGAACGAUAAAGCGACGUCAAAAAGAUACAAUAGAAAUUGAUGAAGAGGAAGAGAAUAGAAGUACCAAGACAUCACCUACAAAACGGGUCAAAAGAAGCAUUGAUUUUGAGGGCUCUCCUGUCAAACGAGAAGGAUCCAGUGGUAUUGACAUACAAACAAGGGUCGAAGGAUCUGUAAAGGACUCUAAAGAACAGUCCUGUUUGUUUCCUGAUAAUAUUAAAACGGAAGAUAAUAAUUUCUUGUCGAAAGACGACAUCAUUUUUGGAAAUUCUGUGUGGUGUCAGUAUUCAUGGAAUUACAAAUUUUAUCCUGGUAUUUUAUUGGAAGUUGAUACUAAUCAAGAUGGUUGUUGGAUUUAUUUUGAAACAGGAAGAUCACUGACCAAAGAGGAGGACAUAUAUUAUUUGGAUAUCAGAGUAGGGGAUACGGUUACUUCUGAUGGAAAUGAGUAUGUAGUGGUUGGCUUGGAAUGCCGUACCCAUGAUCUCAAUAUUAUAAGGUGUAUUCGAGGGUAUGACACCGUUCAUUUGAGAAAAAAAAAUUUAAGUGGAUCGUUGGGAAAAAGGACCAUAAUUAAAGCACUGAGCUCCAUUAGUCUUGACCUAACCGAAUGGACCAGAAGAGCAAAAAUCAUAUUAGAAGAUAACGAAAGAACUAAGGGCAACGCCUAUAGGUACCUGAGACAUCCCAUUAGAGGAAGGAAAUCGACGGCCAACGUUUUAUCGCCAAAAAAGCUCGCUGAUGAUGAAAAAGGGACGAGGGCACUUACUGGCAUGCACAAUAAUGAACUAGAAUCAAGCUCUGAGAACAAAGAAACUGUUAAAAAGAACGAUUUAUUAUCAGAACCCAUACGAGUUCCAAGCAUACUUUUUUCUUCUGGAGAUAGCAGAAAAGGGAAUGUAUUUGAUAAAUGCAUUUUUGUUUUAACAAGCUUAUUUGAAAAUAGAGAUGAACUACGUCAUAUAAUCGAAUCGCAAGGUGGUACUGUGAUUGAAACUGGAUUUUCCACUUUAUUUGAUUUCACUCAUCCUCCAGCUCAAGCUCUAGUUAAUAAAUUUAGCUCAAACAAUGUUCAAGAAUCGACCCUGAAGCUAGCCUGGAAACCUCACUCCUCAUUUACUGAUUAUAGGUUCGCUUGUUUAAUCACAAAGCGGCAUUUAAGGAGCUUAAAAUACUUGGAAACGUUGGCAUUAGGUUGGCCUACACUACACUGGAAAUUUAUAAGUGCAUGUAUUGAAAAGAAAAGAAUAAUACCACACUUGAUAUACCAAUACUUAUUACCUUCAGGCGAAAGUUUCCGGUUAUCGUUAGAUUUCCAUUCAAAGGGAGGAAUCAUCAAAUCAAACAAUAUUUUUUCAUUCUAUACAAAACUAUUACAGGGAUCUAUCUUAAAAGAUCAGAUACAUGGAACGGAAAAAUUGCUAGCUGAAUAUAUUGUUAUUGUAUGGGGCAGAUCUGAAUUAGACAGUUUUGUUAAAUUCGCUUUCGCUUGUUUCAAUGCAGGAAGAAUGUUCACAAUUGAUUUACCCAAUAUAGAUGUGGAGAAUACAGGGCAAUUGCUAAAUUGUUUAAGCUUUAUAGUACUCAAGGUUGGCUCAGAAUUAUCGGAUCAGAAAUUAAAGUUUCUCAUAUAUGUUAACGAAAAUAAUGGAAAACCACAGAUGAGACUUCUCGAAAAAUUGAGAGGUCAAAUAGCUGCGAAAUUUAAAAACCUGAAGUACAUAUUUCACACAGAAUCAAAAGAAUGGUUAAUCCAGACAAUAAUUAACGAGGAAACUGGUUUUCACGACUAUACUGGAGAUAAUAAUACAUGUGACGCUGUUCCUGAGGUUAUAUGA
Saccharomyces mikatae IFO 1815 is the source of this 3936-nucleotide messenger RNA. It is a transcript of the gene RAD9, whose product is annotated as chromatin-binding protein RAD9. Gene Ontology annotation, cellular component: nucleus. The transcript has a single exon. NCBI's taxonomy places the organism in Eukaryota, Fungi, Ascomycota, Saccharomycetes, Saccharomycetales, Saccharomycetaceae. Gene Ontology annotation, biological process: positive regulation of transcription by RNA polymerase II; DNA damage checkpoint signaling. Bases 1 to 3936 code for a protein of 1311 amino acids. Gene Ontology annotation, molecular function: histone binding. The record is from RefSeq and is a predicted model, not a curated record.